This is a messenger RNA of Medicago truncatula (barrel medic), 630 nucleotides long. RefSeq names its product peamaclein. The record is from RefSeq and is a predicted model, not a curated record. Lineage: Eukaryota; Viridiplantae; Streptophyta; Magnoliopsida; Fabales; Fabaceae. Bases 82 to 354 code for a protein of 90 amino acids. The transcript is spliced from 2 exons.
CUGCUCCUACUUGCUAAUGCUAUCACAAUCUCUUGAGAGUACUCAACACACACACACACACACAAUAUUAAGAAAGCGAAAAUGAAGCCUCUCUUCACCAUGUUGCUAUUCUGUUCCCUUCUUCUAUGCUCCUCUUUCUUGGAGCUAGCCAUUGCAUAUGAGGAUUCAUCCAAUUGUAGCAGCAAGUGUUCAGACAGAUGCUCUAAAGCAGGGGUUCAAGAUAGGUGUGUGAAGUACUGUGAAAUAUGCUGCAAUGAGUGCAAAUGUGUUCCUUCUGGGACUUAUGGAAACAAGCAUGAAUGUCCUUGCUACAGAGACAAGGUUAACAAUAAGGGAAAGCCCAAAUGCCCUUGAUGUCAAUUACUAACAAAGACCAAAGCGAGUGCCCUUAUGUGUUUACUGUUUGUUUUAGGAGUUCACCAAGAUGGUUAGUGAGUGCUACCUGUGUAAGGUGUUAGCGAUUUCUCAGUAUGUUCGAUUCAUCUUGUUACUUCAGUUUUCCAAUGUUUGUUGGGUGUUAUUAGAUAUGAAAAUGAUUAAUAAAUUUUACAUUGAGUUGGGCAAACAACCAUUUUAGACCAAUAAAUGUGAGACAUUGUCGUUAAGAUCUCAAUAUGUACAAAUUGCAAA